AGUCAGUCUGUGAGAGAAGAGCGAGUGAAAGAGUUGGUCGGCCAUGGAAACCUGCUGAGUUCUUGUUAAUUUUUUUUUGUCGCCACCGAAAGAGAGAAAAACCGAUGCGUUUCGGGCUGUGAUCGGCUCAGGAGAGGAACCAAAAUAGUGCCUUAGCUGGAUUAUUAUUUUCGAUCGUCAGUUCAACUGUGAAAAGUCUCUUUAAAGGUGGCGGCAUGAGGGGCCGCACAGGCACCCCGAAGCGGCACCAUGAACGUGCCACGCCCUCUUCACUCAUCAUCCUCGUCGCCAUCCUCGUCGCAGGAUUUGUGGCGGGGUCGGAGGCGGCGAGCGGGAGCGCCGUGGUGAGGUCGCGGACGCGGCUGCCGCAGACGGCGGCGGCGACGGCGGCGCCGGUGGCCGAGGCGGCGGCCGUGCUGCGGCAGCAGGUGGCGCAGAAGCGGGCGGACGUGGUGGAGCCGGAGGCGGUGGAGGCGGAGGCGGCAGUGGAGGUGGAGGAGACGACGGAGCCGGAGAACGCGACGACCAAGUCGCCGCUGACGGGGGUGCCGCAGAACGACUACCGCUUCGACCCGAACUUGCCCAGGGAACUCAACGGCCAGAACCUCAGCGACUACCCCUUCUUCAACGCCGUGCCCGAGGACAUCGACUUCAAGUGCGACGGUCUGCACGACGGUUUCUACGCCAGCGUCCAGCACAAGUGCCAGCUUUACCACCACUGCCUGUACGGAACGAGGUACGACUUCCUGUGCGCCAACUACACCGCCUUUGACCAGAGGACGUUCAUCUGCCACUUUGUGUCCGAGGUCGACUGCGUCAACUCGCCAAAGUUUUUCGCAAGGAACGAAGCUCUGUACAAAGCGGACACGACGACGACGUCUAGCACGACCACAACGACCACAGUCGCGCCACCGAGAGAAAGGGACAGAGACAGUGGCGGACGCCGAGGAAACAGAAGACGGCCCCGUCCGCGAAGGCCGUACGACGACGACGACGAUUUCUAUGACGACGAUUACGAUUAUGAUGACGAGCCUCCGUCCAGGAGGAAGCGGCCCAGGAGGCCGAGCAACCGGCAGCGGGACAAGUACUCGGACGAGGACUACGAGUCUCCGAAGCCCAAAAGUCCCUCCGCCGACGAUGCCCCUCUGCCCUCGAAACCAAACAAGGCCGUCUUCGAGAAGCCCCGGGCACCGCCCAAGAUCAGACCGCCUGUCCCGGUGAGCGAAAAGGACAAGUACGCCCGCCCUGGGGACGACGCCACCUCCGAGAAGCCCAAGGAGGAGGACUACGAGGAGGCGGAAGAAGCGCCUGCGCCCGCUUUCAAGAAGAACAAGCGGCCGCAGAAGGAGGAAUCCGAAGAGGAGGAGGAGGACUUCAGGCGAACGCCACCCUUGGGGGCCAACGGAAGGCCCCUGAGGAGGAACCGAGGCCCCGGCAGGAGACGCAGGCCCAGCAUGCGGCCCUACUAUGAUGAAGAGGAUGAGUACAUGGAGGACUACCGGCCCAUGAGAAAGCGGCCGUACAACCGCAGGCCGGCGGCCUUCGACGAGUACGAGGACGACGCCCCGCCCCCUAGGUCAAGGAAGCCCUCCAGGCAGCGUCAGCGCGAGUACGAUGAUGAGUACGAGGCUGAGGAGCCGGAGAGAAGGCCCGUCAAAAAGAGCACCACCACCACCACCACUACAACAACAACGACUACAACACCUAAGCCAACAACCAAAAGGCCGAAGCCGUCGACGACAACGCCGCUUUACGAGGAGGACGAGUAUUACGAGGAUGAGUUUUACGAGGACGAAGAGCCGGUGGUGAAGAAGAAAACGGAGGACGUCACGGUUGCCGCCUCGUCAACAACAACCAGCACUUCCCCGGCACCAACACCCAGCACCAGAAGGCCCUUUGUCCCCAAGCCAAAGCCCAGCACCACCCCUCCCCCGGACACGUCUCUCAAGUUCACACUGAAGAGUCCCGAGGACAAGCAGGGCGAGGACUUUGAGUUCUCCAUCGACGACUACGUCAAGCCAACAACCAGGGCACCUUUCGCCCCCAAGGUGUCUAGGGCUACGAGCACCACCAGCACUACGACGACAACAACAACAACAGCAGCUCCGGUGACCAUCAGGUCUCGCCAACAACCAGUCAAGUCGAGGGUGCCUGUUGAGUACGAAGAGGACGUCGUCCAGUUUCCUUCGAGGAACCCGACCAAGACGGCCGAGUUCGGCAUCUCCCCCAGGAACCCCCAGUCUCGGACUCCUCCGGUGAAAUCACCUGCGACCUUCACCUCCCCUUCCGAGGGCCGAUUCCCGUCCCGAAACAAACCUAGUGCGGUGGACUUCACGUCUCCCGGGGAGGAGGAGGAGUACCGCACCAUCGUCCAACGCAAACCUGAAGUGAAGACGCCGUCGCCACCACCCAGGUCGCGGCUGCCGACGUCCUUCCUGCCGCGAGGCCUGAGCCCCGUGGGCGGCGCGAGGGGCAAGACGACGUCCAUCGCGCCCCCACCCCUGCAGUACGAGGACGAGGAGGACGACGCGUUCAACGACGCGCUGCACCCGACGGGCGCCGGCGACGCCUCGGCCACCGUCAGCUACGUCGCCCAGGGCCGCCUGCCGCCCAUCCGCGGCCCGCCCCAGCGUCAACAACAACAGCAACAACAGGACAGCGUGUACGACGACGACGCGCCCUCGGGCCCCGCGGCGCGCUUCGACCCCUACCAGCGCCAACUCCAGGCCCCCCAGGCCAGGCCCAGGGGAGCGGCCAGGCCGCUGGCCGCGGCCGCCUCCUCGCAGUACCAACAGGGCUGGGGCCGCGACUACUACUACCCCACGUACUGAUUUUGCCAGAUGUGAUACCAAGUGUAAAUAAAUUUAAACGAAAUUCGUACACACUCUCUCUGCGUGCCUUUUUAAGCUAGUGUGUGAUGUGUGAGAUCGAGACAAGCAAGGAGCGCUCGGGCGAGGGACAAAAAGCAGUGACAAAAGUAACUUUGUAAAUACUCUUCGCUUCUCUACUUUCAGCGAAUUGUUUUAAAUUUCACACUGGCACUAUUUAUCUUAUUUGAACCACUCUUGGAACGGGUCAACUGAUUUUGACAAUAAUUGGCAGAAAAAAUGCGAAAAAAAUAUUGAAAUAUCGAAUGUGAUUGUGAAAAUCAACAAUAUCUUGGCCUCUUUUAAAGAUAGCUCACGUGUCGCCAUUACCAAAGAUUUCAGGAAUUAGACGCCCUAAAACUUUGCAAUGCUGACCGAAGUCGCAGGUCAAAGGUCAAGUUCACCUUUCGAAACUUGAAUAUUUAAUUAAUCUGCCAGAGUACCUGGUGGUGAUUUCUUUUUUUAAUUUCAAAAUAGCCCAAAGUUGCCUAAUUUAGUUGUUCACAACAUAUUAAAAAAUGAUGAGACUUUAUUUUCCAGUUUUUCACAUAUUCAGAGUCGAAUGGUAAAAAACGUGUUUUUUUUUUUUUUUUUUUUUUUUUUUGAAAAAUUUAAAUGGAAAAUUUUUUGCAACCACAAUAAAUUUUCUCCCUUUAGAUUUUAAAGGUCACUUGUCACCUUUUAUGAUCUGGUCACAUGGAACGAAAGAAAAUUUUAAGGGGAUAAUUUUGUGUCAUUUCACAUUUUGUCCUGUUUUGUCCUAAAUCCAAGACAAGGAACCUGCCAAUUAGUUUAAAAAUCGCUUGAUCGCGGGCCAAUUAAGAGUGAUUAAAAAUAAAAUAAAGUGCCCAC
Molecule: messenger RNA, 3719 nt
Organism: Neocloeon triangulifer
Lineage: Eukaryota; Metazoa; Arthropoda; Insecta; Ephemeroptera; Baetidae
Product: proteoglycan 4-like
Exons: 6
Coding region: 216-2831 (871 amino acids)
Cellular component (GO): extracellular region
Molecular function (GO): chitin binding
Source: RefSeq, a predicted model, not a curated record